This is a messenger RNA of Chelmon rostratus (copperband butterflyfish), 3846 nucleotides long. It is a transcript of the gene ttll1, whose product is annotated as tubulin tyrosine ligase-like family, member 1. NCBI's taxonomy places the organism in Eukaryota, Metazoa, Chordata, Actinopteri, Chaetodontiformes, Chaetodontidae. Gene Ontology annotation, biological process: microtubule cytoskeleton organization; protein polyglutamylation. The transcript is spliced from 10 exons. Gene Ontology annotation, cellular component: cilium. Gene Ontology annotation, molecular function: tubulin-glutamic acid ligase activity; tubulin binding. The coding region runs from base 441 to 1715 and encodes 424 amino acids. The record is from RefSeq and is a predicted model, not a curated record.
AAAAGAUUUCUUGUUUUCCAGUUUUCCCUAAAUUGUAAUUAAGUCGCACAGGGAAGUCAUCAUGUAUUUGUGUUAUUACACUUCAAUAAGACUUUUAUUGUGAAGAGUAGUUUGACCGCGGUGGGCGUAUCGCCACUGUGUCCAGCUUCACAACGACUGAAUCAAUACAUUUAGCUUGUUAGCAGUGAAACGCUAACAUGGAAACUGUGUUUUGGCGUUAGCUGGAGCUAUAAGUGAUGCUAACAAACCGUCCUGCCGCUUUGUUCGGCUAUGAGUUUGAACAACGACAGUCUGUUGAGAUUGCAUCAGUGACUGGGUGAUGUCCGCCCAGCCUCUGCAGCAGUUCAGGGAGGAUUCAGCAGCCUGCUAACUGAGCCUGCCCGGCUAGCUCAUGCUGAUGACUGGCUCUUUCCUGACAUUGAUUUGCAGUGGGAGGCACCAUGGCCGGUAAGGUGAAGUGGGUGACAGAUAUUGAGAAAUCAGUGCUCAUCAACAACUUCGAGAAGAGGGAAUGGAUUCCAGUCACAGAAAACGAGGACUGGAAUUUCUACUGGAUGAGCAUCCAGACCAUCAGAAAUGUGUUCAGCGUGGACACAGGCUACCGCCUAUCAGAUGACCAGAUGGUUAACCACUUCCCCAACCACUACGAGCUGACCAGGAAGGACCUGAUGAUCAAGAACAUCAAACGCUACCGCAAGGAGCUGGAGAAGGAAGGCAGUCCGCUGGCAGAGAAGGAUGAGAAUGGGAAAUACGUUUAUUUAGAUUUUGUCCCUGUGACGUUCAUGCUCCCCGCCGAUUAUAAUCUCUUUGUGGAGGAGUUCCGCAAGAACCCAUCCAGCACCUGGAUCAUGAAGCCCUGCGGGAAGGCUCAGGGCAAAGGCAUCUUCCUCAUCAACAAGCUGUCCCAGAUCAAGAAGUGGUCCAGAGACAGCCGCACCUCCACGUUUGUAGCGGCGGCUAGUGGCAAAGAGGCCUACGUCAUCUCCCUGUACAUCGACAACCCUCUGCUGAUUGGAGGGAAGAAGUUUGAUCUGCGCCUCUACGUCCUGGUGACCACGUAUCGGCCUCUGAAAUGCUACAUGUACAAGCUUGGCUUCUGUCGGUUCUGCACAGUCAAGUACACUCCCAGCACCAGUGAACUGGACAACAUGUUCGUUCACCUCACAAAUGUGGCCAUUCAAAAACAUGGGGAUGACUACAACCACGUCCAUGGAGGCAAGUGGACGGUCAGUAACCUCCGUUUGUACCUAGAGAGCACCAGAGGGAAGGAGGUGACGGGCCGACUGUUUGACCAGAUCCACUGGAUCGUGGUGCAGUCCCUGAAGGCUGUGGCUCCUGUGAUGAACAAUGACAAGCACUGUUUCGAGUGUUAUGGCUAUGACAUCAUUAUUGAUGACAAGCUCAAGCCAUGGCUUAUCGAGGUCAAUGCCUCGCCGUCGCUGACCUCCAGCACAGCCAACGACCGCAUCCUGAAGUACAACCUCAUCAACGACACUCUCAACAUCGUCACGCCCAACGGGGACAUCCCAGACUGCCGCUGGAAUCGCAGCCCGCCCCGAGAGGCCCUAGGCAACUAUCAAGUCCUGUACGACGAGGAGCAGGCGCAGAGCGAGAAUGCCGAGCGUGACCUGCGGAGCCGCUCGGGCCAGUCCCUGGGGUCAAAGGGCACCAAAGGGAGUGCAGGCGUCCGUCCUGCUGCCGCCACCUGGAAGUGAGGCGAUAUUGCUGACUCUCGAUGACUUCCUGUACGCUAUUGCAGGGUCCAACAGUGAGGCACAGGGGAUAAAAAAAGAACCACCCGGACUUCUGACGGAGGGCAUCUCCCUGUCUCCGCAUUUGACUGACUGAGGGCACAGGGAGUGAGAAGUCCACUGCCUGAGGGGAGCAAAAUCAAUAAUGUGGUCAUAUUUGCAGAGUUUAAAGGCUGGAGUUUGUGGCCAUUUGUAUGAAUGAGUAACUUAAAAUGUAGAAAUUAUGUUGGUGGGGCUGAAGGUCAAGCCCAGUCUCACAUGUCUCAACAACAGCAAGCGACAGCAGUUCCCACCCCAAACCCAAGAUAAGGAAAAACCUCCCAAAAAACCUAAAAAAGUGGAUGACGCCUUUGUAGGCGACAAGAAGAUCUCUCUUCUUGGAAGGCAGGGGCUGCAGUGGAGGCUGCAGGUGGGAAAACGGCAACUACGCAAAUGAGAAGAAAGUUUUAAAUUCUAUACAUCAAUGGGAUUAAAAUCCAACACAAACAAGGAGGAUUACGACAACCCGGACUGCGCAUGAUUACUGAGUCCUGACAUUUAACUUUACCCACCGCACAGGUGCUAAAAUGAAGGAGCAUUAAGUGGGACGGAGCAGGAAGAUAAAGACAUAAAGCAACGCAUAUAAAGAUAUAAUUUACUGAUAGGCAGAAUUAAAAGUACUAAAUGUGUAUAAACCCCCAAAUAGAUUUUUUUUUUUAUAAGUGCAUUAUCAGUAUGUCAUUAAGAUUGAUUGUAUUCAGUGCUGAACCCUGUUGCACUUCAGUACUUUAUUUUUGCUGGAAUAUUACAUAUAUAUGUUGCAUUUUGAGUUGGACCACUCAUCUGCUGCACAGCUAGUAUCUUAAAUAUGAACAUGUGUUGGGAAUGCGUGCAUUCUGAGUUAUUCGCUGUUUAUUUCCUGCAAGUAAGGCUGACCGGCAUUUAAAAAAGAUUGUAGUAUUUUGAGGAGUUUUUUCUUUGCAGUAUAUGUUGUGGGAAUUUUAAAACAAAGUUACACAUUUUCACUUUACUUGCAUCUCAAGUUAGGAUUUGGAUGGUUUUAAAGAAAAGAGGGGAGUUGCUCACUUUUCUGUUUCAUUCAGUUUUUCUGAGUAUGCAGAGCCACCAGUCCAGGCUUGAUUAUCAUAAUAAUCACUUUAUUUACUCUAAAGCAAGGGGUGUCUGUCAAUGGAUGAAAGAAAGGUGCUGAAAGGGCUCCAUUGAAAACAUUUCUGUGACCAAAUUGUAUGUAACACCAAACCUAUUUGGUGCUUUGUGAAAUUACAUUGUUGGUUCUUGAUGUGAAAUAACAAAUAGAAGGAAAAUUGUCUACUGAUUAUGUAACAGGCUUUGUUAUUUGCUGUCUUUGCUUCAUAAAAUUUCAGUUUAACCUGUUUAACUAAUUGAUUUUUUUCUUGUAAGGGGCCUUAAAGCCUUUCAUGAAUCUAAUCUGUCUGGAGUUUAGAUUAAGGUCAAUCCUUCAAAGGGCCGGUGACCUUUCUGUUCUUUAUGUAAAGUAAAUCUCUGCAUGGCACCAGUCCUUGACCUUGAAAGUGUGACACUCCUCCCCCAACAGCACCUUGUUGUUUCCUCCUGGCCCUGGAGCCGGUUACCAUGGCAACAUACCAAGGUGUGCAAGCCCUAGACGUGUCGGUCUGUAAUCAAAUUCCUCUAAGCGUCUGAGUGGUGUUAGUCAUUGCUGGUUCUGUAAGACACACAAUCUCCUGUGCUUGAGACCAAAUUUACUGAUUCAAAUCUGAGGUGCGACUGGCAGUCAAAGAAGGAGCCGGGACAACGUGACGCCAGUUUCUGGUUUUGUCUGUCUCCUGGUUUUCUUUACUGUAGUUACAAACUGUACAGCUUGUGUUGUGUACAUGACACAUAGCAUUUGUUUUAAGCAUUGCAGUACUGAGAUCUCUGUAUGAGAAGUGCAUUGUUUUCUUUUAGUUUUUGUCUUCCAUUGAAUAAAAUAUCCAUAUUGGUGCUGCCUUGACAAUAAAUAAUGUUCAUUUCAAAGCAGGGGUGAGUGGCCCUUUAACUUUUUUUCAAAAAUAUGUUUAUUUACAGCAUUUUUAAAGUGGUAAAUUAAACGAAAUACUUUUUUUUCUAAUGUGUG